Penicillium canariense is the source of this 633-nucleotide messenger RNA. Its product is annotated as signal peptidase complex subunit 2. NCBI's taxonomy places the organism in Eukaryota, Fungi, Ascomycota, Eurotiomycetes, Eurotiales, Aspergillaceae. Gene Ontology annotation, cellular component: membrane; signal peptidase complex. The record is from RefSeq and is a predicted model, not a curated record. The transcript is spliced from 3 exons. Bases 1 to 633 code for a protein of 210 amino acids. Gene Ontology annotation, biological process: protein targeting to ER.
AUGGCGGACCACAAGGUGCCAGUUUACUCAACCAACGACCUCAAGUCUACUAGCGAUGACGCUCUCCUCCCCUACCUGACCAACCUCCCCGCGCCCUACACCUUCACGGUCGACCACUCCAAGAGCAACAUCCGCUUCGUGCUUGGCUACAGUGCCGUCGCGAUCGCCGGCUUUACCUUCUAUGCCGACCGCAAACUAGGCUGGGAGGCGACCACAUCACCCUGGAUCAUCGCCGCAGUUGCAUCAUACUUCGUCCUCAAUAGCGCGCUAACCUUCUGGAUCUGGGCCGUAGAGGCCGGAGAGGUAUUCAGCGGGAAGCGAAAGACUGGGGAGACCAUCUCUAUCUCCUCGUCCGCCAAGAAGCACGCCGUCCCGUACCAGCUACAUGUCGUAUACAAGUCGCCUGCAGGCAAAGUCCUGCAGGAUAAGAAGUUCGAGGCACCUUUCACCAACUGGUUCUCCGCCGACGGCGUGUUCCACCCAGAGCCCUUCCGCCGCUGGCUGGCAGGUGAGGUCGAUGUCUUGAGAUUGGCGGCCAAGGAGAACGAGAAGAAGACUGGCGGUGCUUCGGCUCUAGUGGGACAGCAGGGGGAGGCCGGCAAUAUUGGCAAGGGUGGCAAGAGUAGUCGGUAG